AAGACACCGCCUGCCAUUUUCUUGUUGCCAGCCGAUCGUGGAGGGGCAAUGACAGUUAAAAACAGCCGAAGGUUGACCAAAGACAUAUUCCGACAUCUUUUGUCUUCGAACUAGUUGUUCUCAUGUUAAAGUCGAAUGCGAAUUAUACGCGAGUGAAAAGUUAAGACAUAUAAACCGAUCUAACUACGACCAUUUUGAAUAAUGAAAUCAACGAAGUAAGAGGACAUCGAUAGUUUUCUAAAAAAAAAAAAAAAAAAAAAGCAAACGUAUUAAGGUUCUUCGAGAAAGGAUCAUUAUCUACGAGAGGUGCAAAUUGAAAUGAGAAUAAAAAAUGAAAUUGAAACUUUGAACGUCCAUUUAAUAUCGAUAAUAAUAAUUUAAGGGAGGAUAAAAUAAAACGAAAAAAAGAAAAAAAGAAGAAAAGAAAAAUAAGAAACGAAACAAAAAAAGAAAUAAAAUAAAACAAGAGGAGAAACAAUAAAGUUUAAAAAAAGAUGUGGUUAAAGCUAGGUCUCUUUGGCGACUAAACAGUGAUCUUAGCUCGAGCAUAACGUCGGUAGUCCAUAAAUAUUAUUUUGGCUCGGAUCUGUGUUCGCACGAGCCUUGUCGUGAGUAAUGUACGUCGACCUCUUCACUGAGUGAAAGCGAACGGGAAGGGACUUUUCAAAAAGCACAACGUUAGCGUAACCUUCGAAAUUAAUAAUAAAAGAACGAAGGUGAGAAACUGGAUCCGUAGAAGAAAAAUCAAAGUGACUAUAUAAAAUAAGUGUCCAAUGUGAACAAGUUGAUCGGAGGGACCGAUCGUAACUUCGACCCGUAAAGGAUGCAGUAAAACGAGUGAAUUAUCGAGACAAGUGUCGCGGGAGUUAGCGAGAUAUUUAUGUGACUAAGAACUCAAAGAGAAUCUUCUUUACUGUUAACGAAGAAUUAUAUCCCGAGGAAAAUAAGUCUUCCGGAGAAAAAAAGAAAUAUGGCCGAAACAGAGAAGAAAUAUAGUUCGGCGUAUGGAAAAUUAAGAAGAUUGACCAGCACGAUCGAUUGUCAAACGAGACAAAUAAGCUCCGAGUAUGGUCUCACGGAAGAUCAAGUGGCUGAAUUCAAAGAAGCAUUCAUGCUGUUCGAUAAAGACGAGGAUGGAACAAUCACCAUGGCUGAACUUGGUGUGGUCAUGCGAUCUCUGGGACAGAGACCGUCCGAUACGGAACUACGAGAUAUGGUGAAUGAAGUGGAUCAAGAUGGUAAUGGUACCAUCGAGUUUAAUGAGUUCCUGCAAAUGAUGUCAAAGAAGAUGAAGGGAGCAGACGGGAAGGACGAAUUACGCGAAGCGUUUAGAGUAUUUGACAAGAACAAAGACGGCCUGAUCUCAUCGAAGGAAUUACGGCACGUAAUGACGAAUCUCGGUGAAAAAUUGUCGGAGGAAGAAGUCGAUGACAUGAUCAAGGAGGCGGACUUAGAUGGUGAUGGAAUGGUUAACUAUGAAGAAUUCGUGACAAUUUUGACGUCGAAAAAUUAGUUCGUUGGUCGUCUAAUCCGACGACGAUGUUGAUGGAGAAGAAGAAAAAGAAGAAGAAGAAGAAAAAGGAAAGAAGGAAGCACGCAAAGUUCCUCGCCAGGAUCGUAGAUGGAAAGAAGGACGUUUAUUGCGAUAUCCUAGCAUUCAGCAGCACCAGCAGCAACAACAGCAGCAGCAGUAAAAGAAGCAACCACAGCAGCAACAAUGUCAAAAUCAUCGUCCUAAAAGUAACUAAAUGAGCGUGUCGAGUCAAUCGAAAAUUCUCGUCGAAUUUAUCGAUUCUUCGCGUAUGAAAUUAAAACAAACAAACAAACAAAAAAUAAAAAAGAUUAAACAAAACAAAGGAAAACAAAGGAAAAAAAAGAAACAUUGAAAAAAUAUGAUGAUGUUCGCCGAUCUUUUAAAGGAAAAACAUGUGUCCGCACGCGCGAAAAAGACACAAUACACACAUACACGGUACACGAAAAAAGACGAUACGCGUACACACCUCGCUUCCUUUGGAAGGAAAUGAAGAAGAUAGAAAGAACGAAGAAAAUUUAGAAAGAUUCCUAAGUAAGAACGAAUGUCUAUGAAAAGAAAGAGAGAGAGAGAGAGAGAGAGAGAAAAUGGAAUUAACAAAGCGAGGUGGUCGUUCCCGAAACAAUCAACUGAGCUUCGUUUAACAUUUACCUACUCUACUUAAUGCUAAAACGUAAAAGAAUAGUUGUUACGAGUACCAUUUAGGAAAAAUUCAGAUAAAAGAGAAACAUCCUUGAAUCCAAAUCCUCGAAUCCUUUUCCCUUUUUUUCCUACCUCUUUCCCAUUCCCCUUUAAUAAUUAAUACGACUUAUGAUGUGAGAAAAAAAUAAAACUAUAGUUAGGUCGUGUAAAAGCGGGUUUAUUAUUAGCAUAUGCGGUUGCCGUUUACGUAUGCUAUUAUUUCCCAGGAGCAAACUUGUAACCUCUCGAGGCAUAUGUGUUACCGCUAAUUUCCCUCCCAUUCCUCUUAUCCACAAGCGUUCCCUAUCCUUCACCGACUCUCUCUUCCUUAGAUUAUAUAUGUAUAUUCUUGGUGGACGAGGCUAAUAUAAGUUUAAUGAAAAAGAAAAAAAAGGAGAAUAAGAAGAGAUAGGAAAGGAAUAAUAAUAAUAAUAAUAAUAACAGGAACAAAAAAUAGAGAAAAAACAGAAAAAUAAAAACAAAAAAAAAUGAAGAUUACGAUAAGGACCGAUUUGGGAUAUUAUCACUUGUCGAUUCGCUUUUUCGAGUGACUUGAGCGUGAGAGCGUGCAGCAGCUAUGUAUAUUAGUCGACAUUUUUACAGUAAAAAUUAUUACACGAAAGGCAGUCGCAACCUCGGACGGCAGACGACUACUAUUACUACUACCACUUACUACUAUUACUAAUACUACUACUACUACUACUAUUACUACUACUACUACUAUUAUUACUAUUAUUACUAUUCUAUUAUUACUAUAUUACUAUUUCGGUAAUAUUGCGAGCAGCAGUUUUUUCAAAGGUGUUCAAACGUCGUUGUCAAUCGCAUAGCCCCCUUUAUAUCCGACGAGGAAAAGAAAGUUAAAAGAAUUCCAUGAGCGCGUUGAUCGCCUUUUUCUCGAGUAUAUAUAUACAUAUACGUAUAUGUAUGUAUGUAUAAGAAUUUGGUAAAAAAUGAAAUAAAAGUGAAGACGGAAGAGAGAAAGAGAAAGAGAGAGAGAGAGAGAGAGAGACAAGUGGAGCAGAUUUCCUCAAAAAUGUAUAUAGAUCAAAAUAUAGCAGAAUCUACGGUACGCACAAGUUUCAGCUUUUCUCGCUUUACGAUAAAGAAAAAAAAGACAUAAAAACAAAAGGGAUUAGAAGAAGAAGAAAAAUAAAAUAAUAGAAAAUAAAAAAAGGAAAAUAAAAUAAAUCCUAGUUUUCAUCUCGCUCAUUGUUAAUGUUUCGUACGCCACACUUGAUGAAAGGACAAACCUAGAGAGAGAGGAAGAAAGCGACAGAGAAAGACAGAGAGAGAGAGAGAGAGAGAGAGAAAAAGACGAUCAAAGAGAAACGACGUGCUUCCUUCGAGAAAAGAAGAGAACGAGAAAAAGCAGAAGAACAAAAGCUUUCUCCUUCUGCUUUAACCUCUGCCGUCGCUAAAUUUGUCUCUUCUUCGUUUGCUAAAUUAUCAGCAAAACGUGUCCCCCGACAAUUUGCGGCGAAAGGUGAUCAAGAACAACACGCUCGGCGCUCACUAUCCUCCUCUGUCUCGAUGUUCAAACUGUGAAAAAAAAGAAACAAAAAAAA
Vespa mandarinia (Asian giant hornet) is the source of this 3777-nucleotide messenger RNA. RefSeq names its product neo-calmodulin. Gene Ontology annotation, cellular component: myosin II complex. Gene Ontology annotation, molecular function: calcium ion binding. Lineage: Eukaryota; Metazoa; Arthropoda; Insecta; Hymenoptera; Vespidae. The record is from RefSeq and is a predicted model, not a curated record.